CUGGAGGGGGGGGGACUCCAUGUCCCAGACAUCUCGGCAUCAGUGAACCAGGAGCCGGGGCUGGAGGAGGAACAUGGCAGCGCCGUCAACUGUCAACACAUGCCGCGAGGAGGCUGCUACUACAACCAUGGAGCGGUCGAUCCGAGAGCGGGUCCCGCCGCUGCUCACCGACCUCUACCAGUUCACCAUGGCGUACUCGUACUGGCGGGCCCGCCGCCACCAGGAGCCCGCCGUGUUCGAGCUCUUCUUCAGGGAUAACCCGUUCGGCGGCGGCUUCUCGCUGUUCGCCGGUCUGCACGACUGUCAGCUGUUUCUGCGCAGCUUUCGCUUCACACACGAAGAUGUGGAGUUCCUGCGCUCGGUGCUGCCUCCAGCCACUGACCCCGCCUUCUUCGAGUUCCUGCGCGGCCUGGACUGCUCGGGUGUCACGCUCCGCUCCGUGCCAGAGGGAACCGUGGUGUUUGCCAGGGUGCCCCUGAUGGAGGUGGCAGGUCCGCUGGCUGUCGUUCAACUGCUGGAGACCAGUUUACUGUGUCUGGUUAACUAUGCCAGCCUGGUGUGUAGUAACGCAGCGCGCUUCCGCCUGGCAGCUGGUCCCAGGAGGAAGCUGCUGGAGAUGGGCCUCAGGCGAGCGCAGGGGCCAGACGGAGGCCUCACCGCCUCACGAUACACACACAUUGGAGGGUUCGACCUCACCAGUAAUGUUCAGGCUGGUUUCCUGUUCGGGAUCCCCACUGCAGGAACCAUGGCUCACUCAUUCGUCACCUCCUUCACCUCCCUGGAGGAGGUGUGGCCACGAACUCUGGUGGCAGUGGACGGGGACUCUGAUCCGGUGGACGUCAUCUCUCUGACAAAGGGCUGGUUGAGUCGCGUGUGUGAGCUCCUGGGAGCGACGCCCGGAAAGAUCCGAGAGGGCGAGUUGGCUGCCUUCCUGUCCUACGCCAUCGCCUACCCCCACAACUUCCUCACCGUGAUCGACAGCUACAGCGUUGGCUGCGGCCUGUUGAACUUCUGUGCCGUGGCCUUGACGUUGUGUGAACUGGGCUACAAACCCGUGGGCGUUCGCCUGGACAGCGGCGACCUGUGUGCGCAGUCGGUGGAAGUGCGGCGCGUUUUCCGACUCUGCAGUGAGAACUUCUCCAUUCCCGCUUUUAAUGCGCUCAUCAUCGUUGGGUCCAAUAACAUCUCAGAGGAAAGCAUGGCCGAGCUCAACUCAAAGGAGAAUGAAAUCGACGUGGUUGGCGUCGGAACUCACCUGGUCACCUGCACAAAGCAACCCUCGCUUGGUUGUGUGUAUAAGUUGGUGGAGGUCCAGGGAAGACCCAGGAUGAAGAUCAGUGAAGACCCAGAGAAGAGCACUGUUCCUGGGAGGAAAGCCGUCUACAGGCUCAUAGACGCUGACGGUCAUCCCUUUCUAGACCUGGUGUGUCUGGCGGUGGAGUCUCCUCCAGAGGCGGGAGUCGCACUCAGCUGUUACCCUGCGGUUCAUAAUAGCGACGCCGUCUCGAUCACUCCAGCUCAGGUCGUCUGUCUGCGUCAGGAAGUGUUCGCCACAGGAGAGGUCACGCAGCCUCUGUGCAGCGCCGCAGAAACUAGAGCAAAGGUCCAAAGCUCUCUCCAGACUCUGCACCCUCGACAUAAGAGGCUGCAGGAGCCAGACACUUACUCGGUUGCAGUGUCAGAGAAACUCCACAACCUCGUGACGGAGCUGUGUAAAGGAAGCUCCAGCGACAGCAACUUUCUUCUCGCCAACUAAAGAUCAUUCUCCUCGACUUCUUCUUCUCUUGUCAUCGCCUGCUUCUUUUUUUUUUGUUGUCUUUUUACUGGUUUGAUUUUCUUAAGAACUUCACCCAAAGAGUGCCUACACAAUCUGGAUCACUGCCAGAGUAAAAACCAUCCCAGAAAACACA
Messenger RNA from Solea solea (common sole), 1910 nucleotides. It is a transcript of the gene naprt, whose product is annotated as nicotinate phosphoribosyltransferase. Gene Ontology annotation, biological process: NAD+ biosynthetic process. Gene Ontology annotation, molecular function: nicotinate phosphoribosyltransferase activity. NCBI's taxonomy places the organism in Eukaryota, Metazoa, Chordata, Actinopteri, Pleuronectiformes, Soleidae. The coding region runs from base 74 to 1756 and encodes 560 amino acids. The record is from RefSeq and is a predicted model, not a curated record. The transcript is spliced from 13 exons.